This is a messenger RNA of Chenopodium quinoa (quinoa), 1894 nucleotides long. Its product is annotated as isocitrate dehydrogenase [NAD] regulatory subunit 3, mitochondrial-like. The coding region runs from base 1171 to 1620 and encodes 149 amino acids. Gene Ontology annotation, molecular function: isocitrate dehydrogenase (NAD+) activity. The transcript has 5 exons. Lineage: Eukaryota; Viridiplantae; Streptophyta; Magnoliopsida; Caryophyllales; Amaranthaceae. Gene Ontology annotation, cellular component: mitochondrion. Gene Ontology annotation, biological process: isocitrate metabolic process; tricarboxylic acid cycle. The record is from RefSeq and is a predicted model, not a curated record.
UUGGAUUCGGUUUUGGGUUUUUAUAAAAAUCGAAAAUCGAAUAAGAAACCAAAUUUCCGGCCCAAAAGAGCAUAAGCCCAGUUCAUCCCUUAGCCAGGCUUCCUACUACCCUUUAUAUAUAAGCUAAAAAAAACCCUAAAUACCUUUCUUUCUCCUCUCUUUCACUCCGCCUCUUUCAUUCCCCUUUCUUAGUUUCUUUCUCUCUCCUUUUGUUCUUAGAUCCCUUUGUUUUCCCCUUUUCUCACGCUCAAAAUUUUCAACUAAUAAUCCUCUUUCUGUAUCUUACAAGUUUAGCCCAUUUUUUCUUUGACUUCUUUUUCAACCGCAACUUUCUCAAAGACAGCCAUGACAACCGCUACAGCAACUGGUUGCCGGCAAGGGUUUUUUUCAAGAAUGUUUUGAAGAAAUCGCGGGGGAAAUGCUUCAAAGUUGUUGAUUUUAAUUAAUUGUGUUAUAAUUUAUAAUUUAACCUUUUUUAUUUUGUUUAUAAUGUAUUUUAUUUUUCUGGGUAAUGGGUUGCUGGAUCUGAAAUUCUAUCUAAAUUCAUGGUUAGUUUGAUGUAAUUGCUUGUAAAUAUUAAAUGUGAGACUGUAUAAGGGUAAAUUUUAAGCCUUGUUAAGUUAAUUUAUAAUUUGUAAUUAAAUUCGUAUGAAAUUGCAAUAAUUUUAAUAAAAAAAUCACAGAUCUACAAAAGUAGCCCAAAAUUAUUUCGGUUUCUGGAUUGGAUUCGGAUUUUGGGUUGAAAAUUCAGUUCGGUUUGGAUUGGACUAAAGUUCUAUUCGGUUUGGUGUAUAAUCCAAACCGAAAUCCGAACUCUCACCCCUACUCCCACGCUCCCACAUACCACGCGCACUCGUACCAUGCUCCCUCUGUCCCCACUUAUGAACUUUAGUGGCAAGAAAAUAUAUUCUAAAGAACACCUUGAUUUUUUGCAGGUUGAGGUUGGCGUUCGUGUGCUGGUGAGCCCUAGACCGGAGCACCUACCAGAGCUUGUUCGGUCGUUUGGACACCACUACCAGGGAAUCAUUUGUUUAAAAAUGAUUCUCGCUACUUGUAGUUCGUUGAUUGCUGGUUAUGCAAUCAAUGAACUACUAUCUCACCCAGAGGCUUUCAGGAGAGACUUGUUGGCUCAGCUGGCUAUGAAAGCCAGUGAGUUCUACUUGGUGGUUGAUGAUGUUUCCAUCAUCAAGGCUAAGUUUGCUGGAAAUGCCAGUCCAUCCUCUUCUGAGCCUAGUACUCUGUCACUUCUUCCCGCCUUCAAAAUUGGUUACGCCAAACUUAUAUGGUAAUCUUGUGUCUAAUGUUGCUGCUGGUAUUGCUGGAGGAACUGGGGUCAUGCCAGGAGGUAAUGUCGGUCCUGAGCAUGCUGUAUUCGAGCAAGGUGCUUCAGCUGGAAAUGUUGGGAAGCUGGAAUUGGUGGAGCAAAAGAAGGCAAAUCCUGUUGCUCUGCUUCUCUCUUCAGCCAUGAUGUUGAGGCACCUUCAGUUCCCUUCGUUUGCAGAUCGAUUAGAGACUGCUGUGCAGCAUGUAAUCGAAGAGGGCAAGUACCGAACCAAGGAUCUUGGUGGUAAUAGUACUACUCAACAAGUUGUUGAUGCCGUUUUAGCCAAUCUGGAUUGAUGAUCUACUGACAUUUCCUUACCAUACUGCACAUUGUUUCGGUCGUUUCCUUGCAACAUAACAAGUGAUUCUUUUCGGGGAGAUAAUUCUCUCCUUGGCAGAGUUCCCUUUUUGAAACUUUUUUGGGUAUGGGAAAUUUUUUUUAACUUUCCUUUAUCAGCUACUGAAGUUUUGCGUUCUCUUAGAAUUGAGGAUUCAUUAAUACCAAAUCUUUGUUACGAUUACACUGAAACUACUUCAGUAAUAAAUUUUGAUUUUCAGUCUUUAUUUUAAA